Messenger RNA from Cariama cristata (Red-legged seriema), 2247 nucleotides. It is a transcript of the gene MCM5, whose product is annotated as minichromosome maintenance complex component 5. NCBI's taxonomy places the organism in Eukaryota, Metazoa, Chordata, Aves, Cariamiformes, Cariamidae. Gene Ontology annotation, biological process: double-strand break repair via break-induced replication; DNA replication; DNA replication initiation. Gene Ontology annotation, molecular function: single-stranded DNA helicase activity; 3'-5' DNA helicase activity; single-stranded DNA binding. The record is from RefSeq and is a predicted model, not a curated record. The transcript has 15 exons. Gene Ontology annotation, cellular component: nucleus; MCM complex.
AUGUCCGGCUUUGACGACCCCGGCAUUUACUACAGCGACAGUUUUGGGGGCGAUGCCUCGGUGGACGAGGGGCAGAUUCGGAAGUCGCAGCUGCAGAAGCGGUUCAAGGAAUUUCUGCGGCAGUACCGGGUGGGCACGGACCGGACGGGCUUCACCUUCAAAUACAGGGAUGAGCUUAAACGGCACUAUAACCUGAGUCAGUACUGGGUGGAGGUGGAGAUGGAAGACUUGGCCAGCUUUGAUGAAGAUCUCGCUGACUACCUGUACAAGCAACCAGCGGAGCACCUGCAGCUGUUGGAAGAAGCAGCAAAAGAAGUUGCAGAUGAGGUCACUCGUCCUCGUCCUUCAGGGGAGGAAACUCUGCAAGACAUCCAGGUGAUGCUGAGAUCGGAUGCCAACGCAGCCAACAUCCGCAGCCUGAAGUCUGACCAGAUGUCUCACCUUGUGAAGAUCCCUGGGAUCGUAAUUGCAGCAACCCCGGUGAGAGCCAAAGCCACCAGAAUAGCCAUCCAGUGCCGCAGCUGCCGCAACACCAUCAGCAACAUUGCGGUGCGCCCAGGCCUGGAGGGUUAUGCUCUCCCCAGGAAGUGCAACACAGAACAAGCCGGCCGCCCAAAGUGCCCGCUGGACCCCUAUUUCAUCAUGCCAGAUAAGUGCAAGUGUGUGGACUUCCAGGUCCUGAAGCUGCAGGAGUCCCCGGAUGCCGUGCCGCACGGGGAGAUGCCCCGGCACUUGCAGCUGUACUGUGACAGGUACUUGUGCGACAGAGUUGUCCCAGGGAACAGAGUCACUAUCAUGGGCAUCUACUCCAUCAAGAAAUCUGCCCAGAGCAAGAACAGAAGCCGUGACAAUGUGGGCGUGGGCAUCCGAAGCGCUUACAUCCGCGUGGUGGGCAUCCAGGUGGACGUGGAGGGCUCAGGACACAGCUUUGCUGGCUCGGUGACCCCUCAAGAAGAGGAGGAACUUCGUCGCCUUGCUGCCAUGCCCAACAUCUACGAGACCAUCGCCAAGAGCAUCGCACCCUCCAUCUAUGGCAGCACCGACAUCAAGAAAGCCAUUGCCUGUCUCUUAUUUGGAGGCUCUCGCAAGAGGCUCCCGGAUGGGCUGACACGCAGAGGAGACAUCAACUUACUGAUGCUGGGUGACCCCGGAACGGCCAAAUCCCAGCUGCUAAAGUUUGUUGAGAAGUGUUCGCCCAUUGGGGUGUACACUUCGGGGAAAGGCAGCAGCGCUGCUGGCUUGACGGCCUCGGUGAUCCGCGACCCUUCCUCCAGGAGUUUCUUCAUGGAAGGAGGAGCCAUGGUGCUGGCAGAUGGGGGAGUGGUGUGCAUUGAUGAGUUCGACAAGAUGCGGGAGGAUGACCGCGUGGCCAUCCACGAGGCCAUGGAGCAGCAGACCAUCUCCAUUGCUAAGGCAGGAAUCACAACCACACUCAAUUCCCGCUGCUCGGUGCUGGCAGCUGCCAACUCCGUCUUCGGGCGCUGGGACGAGACCAAGGGCGAGGAGAACAUUGAUUUUAUGCCCACCAUCCUGUCCCGAUUUGACAUGAUCUUCAUCGUCAAGGAUGAGCACAACGAGGAGCGAGACAUGACACUGGCCAAGCAUGUGAUGUCCUUACACGUGAGCGCCUUGACACAGACCGAGGCCGUGGAGGGUGAGAUCGAGCUGAACAAGCUGAAGAAGCUCAUCUCCUUCUGUCGGACGUGAGUGAGGGGCAUAACUUUUUGGCAGUGCCUGGGCUGCGUGGAGGGGGGCAGUGACGAGAAGCGAGCCAUGCAACCGGUAUUUGCAAGUGGGGGUGUCAGGGGUUGGGGGGAAGGAGAAGACCCUUUGGAGCCACAGUAGAAAGCAGGGAACAUCUCCUUUGGCCACAGGCAGCUGGAGGCCAUCGUGCGCAUUGCCGAGUCCCUGGGGAAGAUGAAGCUUCAGCCCUUCGCCACCGAGGCAGACGUUGAGGAGGCCUUGCGGCUCUUCCAGGUGUCCACGCUUGAUGCUGCCAUGUCAGGCAGCCUGUCAGGGGCAGAAGGCUUCACAACACAGGAGGACCAAGAGAUGCUGUCCCGCAUUGAGAAGCAGCUCAAGCGCCGCUUUGCCAUCGGCUCUCAGGUGUCGGAGCACAGCAUCGUUCAGGACUUCAUGCGGCAGAAAUACCCAGAACAUGCCAUCUACAAGGUGCUGCAGCUGAUGAUGCGGCGGGGGGAGAUCCAGCACCGCAUGCAACGCAAAGUCCUCUACCGCAUCAAGUGA